Messenger RNA from Cercocebus atys (sooty mangabey), 3837 nucleotides. RefSeq names its product family with sequence similarity 134, member B (gene RETREG1). The transcript has 7 exons. NCBI's taxonomy places the organism in Eukaryota, Metazoa, Chordata, Mammalia, Primates, Cercopithecidae. Gene Ontology annotation, biological process: negative regulation of neuron apoptotic process; reticulophagy. Gene Ontology annotation, cellular component: endoplasmic reticulum membrane. Bases 1084 to 2154 code for a protein of 356 amino acids. The record is from RefSeq and is a predicted model, not a curated record.
AUGUUGUUUCUUAAUAAUUAGAUCUUGCUUUCUGCCAUCCCUAAUAUUCCUAGUCAAGAAAAAAAAAAUGGCUUCAACUUUUUGUCCAAAGCUUUCAGGAUAUAUUCCUAAAGAUAUCUCAGUAAUAUUUCUUCUGGCCUUUUUGAGAGCAAGAUUUGAAGGGAUUUUUGUUGUACUCUUUAAAAAAAGCAAAUGAGGGAUAGCUCCUCUUCAGUGACAGGCCAAGCUAUGAAAACAUCUAGACCCACAAUCCUUCCUGUGCCAGUGUCAGGCUGCCCCUGAGGACAGGGAAGUCCUGGGGAGAAAGCAUUUUGCCCCGAUGAACACAUGAACUCAACAUUCGUGUGCAUGCUUCCGGUGAGUUGAGAAAUCCAGAUGACCCGAAGAAAGAUUUUCUUGGAAAACAAUAUCCCUCAGAACCCUAUUGCAUAAUGGCUUUUGUUUGAAACUUUUUUCAGUAAGGGAUCUUUUUGCUGAGUGGCUAGGCGUUCUCCAGACAAACCCCCCAACUCUCACAGGUACAGCCCGUUUUGCUGUCUGCUCUCCACCUCCCUCCUGUGACUCGAAGGAGGAGAUUUGAUAGCCCAGGGUGAAGUUUCAACCUCCUGUGGCCACUCCACCCUUAGGUGGGUGCCUAGUCAUGUCAGGAAAAAAAAAAAGCUGGGGGAAGAGAAAGGGCAGGCGGGCCUAGGUGAAGUCAUCCAAUGAAGGUUACUGGCUGAGCAGGGACACCUUCUCACACGACUGGAGAGAGAAUGCGGGGCAGCUGGGCAGGGCUCACUUCCAGCUGCCUGUCACGGUACUGGGAGUAAGAGGUGACCUAUUUAUUUUUAGAAGGGGGCAGUGAUAAUAACCCAGCUCCUAGCUUCAUUCAAGGCAGGCAGGCGCUUUGGAAGUUUGUAAACACCGACUUUCUGAGUAAGGGAGGAGCACUUUUUUUUCCAAAAAGGAAAGAACGUCUCUACUGGGUUUUUUUCCUCCUGAUAUUCAACAUUAGAGUAGAAAAGAAACUAUUGUUUGGCCCCAUUAGCUGCGGUUAGCAGGUGCUGCAGCCUUCGCCACUGUUAUUUUUAAAGGGCAGAAAUGCCUGAAGGUGAAGACUUUGGACCAGGCAAAAGCUGGGAAGUUAUCAAUUCCAAACCAGAUGAAAGACCCAGGCUUAGCCACUGUAUUGCAGAAUCAUGGAUGAAUUUCAGCAUAUUUCUUCAAGAAAUGUCUCUUUUUAAACAGCAGAGCCCUGGCAAGUUUUGUCUCCUGGUCUGUAGUGUGUGCACAUUUUUUACGAUCUUGGGAAGUUACAUUCCUGGGGUUAUACUCAGCUAUCUACUGUUACUGUGUGCAUUUUUGUGUCCAUUGUUUAAAUGUAAUGAUAUUGGACAAAAAAUAUACAGUAAAAUUAAGUCAGUUCUGCUGAAACUGGAUUUUGGAAUUGGAGAAUAUAUUAAUCAGAAGAAACGUGAGAGAUCUGAAGCAGAUAAAGAAAAAAGUCACAAAGAUGACAGUGAAUUAGACUUUUCAGCUCUUUGUCCUAAGAUUAGCCUCACGGUUGCUGCCAAAGAGUUAUCUGUGUCUGACACAGACGUCUCAGAGGUAUCCUGGACUGAUAAUGGGACCUUCAACCUUUCAGAAGGAUACACUCCACAGACAGACACUUCUGAUGAUCUUGACCGACCUAGUGAGGAAGUUUUCUCUAGAGAUCUCUCAGAUUUCCCAUCUCUAGAAAAUGGCAUGGGAACGAAUGAUGAAGAUGAAUUAAGCCUUGGUUUGCCCACUGAGCUCAAGAGAAAGAAGGAACAGUUGGACAGUGGUCACAGACCAAGCAAAGAGACACAAUCAGCAGCUGGUCUCACCCUUCCUCUGAACAGUGACCAAACCUUUCACUUGAUGAGCAACCUGGCUGGGGAUGUCAUCACAGCUGCAGUGACUGCAGCUAUCAAAGACCAGUUAGAGGGGGUGCAGCAAGCACUUUCUCAGGCUGCCCCCAUCCCAGAAGAGGACACAGACACUGAAGAAGGUGAUGACUUUGAACUACUUGACCAGUCAGAGCUGGAUCAAAUUGAGAGUGAAUUGGGACUUACACAAGACCAGGAAGCAGAAGCACAACAAAAUAAGAAGUCUACAGGUUUCCUUUCAAAUCUACUUGGAGGCCAUUAAUCUAGGAAUCAGCUUGCAACAGAGCACAAAAAACACCAAAAAAAUUUCAAAGAAAAAAAAAAAAAAAAAACAAGGAAAAGAAAAAAAUUGAACUAUAAGCUUUAAUGAUUACUUUAGAUUUGUUUUAUUUUCCCUCCUGCAGUGAAUUAAUUGGAUAUAUAUCAGCUGACACUGAUAGAUUGAUAUUUCUGAUCGUUAUUUUUGUGUAAUAAGCAUGGAAAUGAACUUUAUACACACCACUGUGUUGUCAGAGAUAAAUAUUAGGGGUUUUUAAAGCAAAAAGAAACAAAAACCAAAUUAUUAAAAUCCUCCUAUAAAUAUUCUUUUUCUUUACAGUUUUUCAAGCAUGCAAAACAGUUUAUUGUAACUCAUUGAAAAAUAUUAACAAUUAAUUGUGAAUACAUGCCGUUAUCAGCUUCCUUAUUCCUAAUACCUGGAAAUUUUUUUUUUUAAACUGAUAGAUUUUGAUGUAAAAAAGAUCGAAAUUAUCAAGGUAUCUUAGUUGAAGGACUUGGGAAAUACUAUCAAAAUUAAUUUCUUAGGAAAAAAUUUUAAAGUAUAUUUAAGUACUCUGGAUAGACUGAAAUAUUUCCAUGUUAUUUCUGCAGUUGUAGACUUAGGCUUACUUGUAAAGCAGCAUGCUCCACUGACUGCCAUCUCUAGUCUUGCAGUGGGUGGCAUUAACCCACAGAAAGCAAGCAGUUGUGUAUCACAUAGACAAUGGUUGUGACAUAAACAGAUUCAGUUGUUUUGCUGUUCAUUUGUCAUAUGUUUGUGAUAGGGAUGUUGGGAGCACAGCUCUAUUCUGCCUGCUCAGACUUAAGUUAGACCCGUAUCUUUUAUAUUAUGUCAUGAAAAAAGUCUCCUAAAAUUGUGAAACUAGUUAUUGAUAUGAGUGAUGUGAUCAUCAGCAAUAAAGACAUAAUAACUCUGUUUUCUUAGUCUGUAUAGAGGAGAGGAACUUGCUUGGCUUUAAAAUAUAUUUAUUUGCCAUUUAAGUAUAAAUAUGAAAUCUGUUUCUUACUGGGAAGAUAGAGUAUAUAUAUUUUCCUUUAAACGUUUUAAGAUCACUUUUAAAUAACCACAUCUGAUUUAUGGUUUUUAACAAAGGACUAAAGAGCUCACACCAAGCUAAUUUUGUUUUUGUGAUAUAAACUUUCAGUGUCGAGGGACCAUGCCAGCAACUACCAAAAAUCUCUUAAAUCUUCAGGUACAGCUGGCAUUCUGGCAGAUGCACAGAGACAUCUGAGACCCUCAGAAGGGAAGGAUAAUCCAAGAAUAUAGGAAAUCUGUGUUCUCUUCCUUUCAUUUUAUCCCUUAUAUUUCUAAAGACUAAUUAUAAGUAAUCUGACAUUUUAAUGUAGCAACUCUUAUUUAUUUUUUCUUUCUGAGGUAUUCAAAUAUCUAGACUGAAUUUUGCCAAAUGUUAAAGGGAGAAGAGUUACUGAAGACUUUGAACAUUUUUGUGAUUGCUUAUGUCAUUAGUGCCUCAUGACUGUGUUUGAUGUCCUUUAUUGAUACAAAGUGAGCCUGUGCCUUCAUUAUCUUGCCCAUUUUAAUACAAAUGGAAACCUGGUGUUUGAAAAUCUCUGAACUGUGUGGGUUUUGGAGGAAUAUACCUGAAUUUUAUUCAAUAACAGUUUCUGGACAGGAAGAAAAAUACAGUUACAUAUUUAUAAAAUA